UGAGGAAAAAAGAAUAGGCCAGAGAAUUAAUGAAUUCUCGUCGCUGAAGAGAUGUGUAAAGGCUUAGAAACCCGCCGGCAGAACUUCAACGCUCCGGGCUUCGAGGCCAUUUGCAGCAUUUUCUGCUGGGCCGCCUCCUCCCUCUUCCCUCCAAUCCCAGGCAUCUCCCGGCGGCGGAGCGAGGCGGCGGCCAUUGCGGACCAAUGCGCCAUUUCGUAACGCGGCAGCGGAUCAAUGUCAAUGUGGCCGCCGCCCGCCUGCUCGCUCGCCCGGAUGUGCCUGCUCGUCCCCUCCCCUCCCCCACCGCCUCCUCCCAACCGCUCCCGCCGAGGCCCGCCAUGCCGCCCUCGGCCUCGCUUCCGAGACCGCGCAACCGGCGGGCCAGCUCCCCUCUCGAGGCCUCCCCAGCCACGCCGCGCCUCCGAGGGGCCACCUGGGCAGCCGAAGGUUGCAAGAAAGCCCUCUAGGCCCCUCGGAUCACCUCUCUCGUUCCCAAAUGCCAGGGACCGGUGUCUGACUGGCGCCCAUCUGAGAGGGCACGUACUGGAAAUCCCUGCGACACCGACUAGUGUGAAUCGUGGGCACCUUGGGCCUCAAAACGCGGCUGACACACUGAAUUGUUACCCUUAACAACCUGAGGCGGGACUGGUGGAGGUCAGUUCAUUAGGUACUCACUGAUCUCCAGAAAUAAAUAUUACAUAUCGGGACUAUUUUCUAAUGCUCUUCUUUCUUGUUAGCGUGGAAAGCUGCAACAUCUGUUUGGCGGACAGAAUUUAAGGAAUUGAGUGAUUUGUAUGUGCUUUUAAAAAGUGGGGUCGCCGGCUUUUCUGAAGAUAGUUAUCUCACUUGAUUAUACACAGUUACAGAUUGAACUCCUUGUUCUACUUUCCCCCCUUUCUCGCUACUGCAUUUGACUAGUCUAAAAAAUUUUUUUUUUUCAAAAAGUGGGGUCGCCAGAUUAUUUCUGCCUGUUCCCUAGUGACUUUUACUUUAAUGUGAUCACCUGUGUCCAAUUGUGUUGCGAAGUAUAAUGAACGGAAUGAAUCAGAGUUAAAAACUAGAGAUCUAAUCCUUUCUCAGCCUAGUCAAGUGAUUUGAAAUCAUUUGACUUUACUGGGCUUUAGUUUUAGUUUUUUAAAUGAAAAUAGGGAUAGUAUUGGGUGAUCUUCCAACACCCAUGACAGCAAUACAUAAUCUGUGGACCCAUAUUUAAACAAAGUUAUAAAAAUAACCUCAAUUGACAGGUCUACCUUCACUGCUAGGAAAUGCUUUAUAUUUUCUUUAGCAAUCCAUUUGACCAACUCCUUUAGAAUUGAACUCGCCCUCUCUUGAAAAGAUUAGAAAUCCUAUCAGUUAUAUAGUAAAUUGUUUGAAAAAAGUUUGUGUUAACAAAUGGGGAGUAGUCAUCUUGGAGUUUGGAAAACGGGAGUACAAAGAGUAAGAAUUUGUUAGGUAGGGUUUUUAUACAAGAAAGAUAAAGUGAAUUAAGCCUUAAAAAAUAAUUUGUUGAUAUUUAUCUACCAUUGUCCAAGGAGGAAAUUUUGGAAACAUGAACAAAGGAUACUCUGUUGUGAGGCAGAAACCAGUUACCAGGCCUUAAGGUAAUUUGGUUGAGAUAAUGUUCAAACUAGCCUCCUCUUGUUGCUGAUUCCAUUAUCACAAGCAAACUUUUAUUUAUGGAUUCUGCUUAUCAGGUACUCCUGAUAGCCAACAACAGACUUGAGACAUUAGAAAAAUUUAUAGCCUUAGUGUCUUCUUAAUAUCAAGAUUUUUUUGUGAAUCUGAUAACUAUGAUAUAGUCCUGACAAACUUGAUCAAUUCUGGGUACAUAUAAAAAUACAAAGUUAAAGACUUUACUCUUUUUUUUUUUGAGA
Molecule: messenger RNA, 1874 nt
Organism: Microcebus murinus (gray mouse lemur)
Lineage: Eukaryota; Metazoa; Chordata; Mammalia; Primates; Cheirogaleidae
Source: RefSeq, a predicted model, not a curated record